AUGGCCGGGGCGCUGGAACGCCCGUGGACGGCGUGCGUGGGCUUCCUUCCGUUGGCCGAGUAUGUCGAUGCGCGCGAUGCAGACACUAUCCUUUGGCUGGAUAUUGGUACGUCGCUUCUCUCACCAGACAAUACGCUGUACUCCCAGGUCGAGACGCGGAUUGCCGACCAGAUGGCGGUGCUUAUCCGCGACUACUUCCGGACGCUGGGCCUGGAUAAGGACGAGGCCGAGGCGCUGCACAUGCACUACUACAAAGAGUACGGCCUCGCGAUCCGCGGCCUCGUGAAGCACCACACCAUCGACCCGAUGGACUACGACGAAAAGUGCGACGGCGCGCUCCCGCUCGAGGAGAUCUUGCACCCGGACCCUGCGCUCAUUGCGCUCCUGCGCCGCAUCGACCGCAAAAAAGUGCGCGUGUACGCACUGACGAACGCGUACAAGCGGCACGCCCUGCGUGUUCUCUCCUUGCUCCAGCUCGAUAAGCUCGUGCAGGGCGUCGUGUACUGCGACUAUACGAUCACUGAUUUCUCCUGCAAGCCCGAGCGCGAAUUCUACUCGGCGGCCGAGGCGGCGGUCGGCGCGCGGAGCGACGCGCACCACUACUUUGUCGACGAUAGCCUGAACAAUGUGCGCACGGCCCAUGCGCUCGGCUGGCAGUCGUGCGUGUAUUACGACGAGCUACAUCCCAGCAACGAGGCGUACACGCAGCCCGACGGCAUCGUCACCCACAUGGCCUCGGACGGUCUGCCGACCCCGCGGCGUAGCCCCUUUGCGUCGUUCGACAUGUCGGACUACCCUGCCGCGGCCAUCGAUCCGCAGAGCAAUGUGACGCUGGGGGAGGACGCGUUCCCCCCCCACAUCCCUGAGAGCAUGCGCGGGCGCCCGCUGUCGACUCUGUACACCAAAGGCGAUCCCCACCGCGGCGAAAUACCAAGCAAGCAGAUGCUGCUGCUCGAGAACGUGCCCCCGCUCGUACCCCCGCCGCGGCCGAUCAGGGCACCCUCGCUGCCGCCCAAGUCCUGGAAGAUCUUUCCGUGGACGCGCAAGGAGAACGGCUCGCGGUCCUCGGCAGAGGAUGCGGCGCGCCCGGACAAGCAGCCGCUGGGGGCUGACUGGCGCCCUGCGCCGUACGAUGCGUGGUCGCCGCCGCUUUCCGAGCUGAUGCGCACGCCCGAGCCGGUGCCCAGGGUCCAGUACGCCUUUACGCACCCCCACCGCCACUCGGGGCAGGCGAACGACCACGGGCGCGAUGCGAUGCUGGCGUCGCGCCAGACGAUGGUGCGCAACGCGUUUGUGCGCGCUUGGCAGGGGUACAAGGAGCACGCGUGGGGCGCUGACGAGCUGCGGCCCGUGUCGAUGCGGCCGAACAACAACUUUAAUGGAUGGGGCGCGACGAUUGUCGAUGCACUUGAUACCCUGCUGGUGAUGGGCCUGCACGACGAGUACAACCUCGCGCGGCACCACGUCCACGAUGUCAACUUUCACUAUGUCGGCGGAGAGCGCAGUGCGUACGGAAAUUCGGAUGGGCGCGUGCCGGUAUUUGAGACGGCGAUCCGGUACCUCGGCGGCCUGCUGUCCGCGUACGACCUCACCGGCGACAAUCUGAUGCUCGAUCGCGCAGAGGAGCUCGCGCAGCUCAUCUUGCCUGCGUUUGAUACGCUGAGUGGCCUCCCGGUCGGGCGCAUGAAGAUCGACGACCCGGCCAACUACACGGCCAAGAAGCCGCGGGGGCACCACGAGAGCAUCGUGCUGGCCGAGGCAGGCAGCAUGCUCCUCGAGCUCACGCGCCUCUGGCAGGUGACCGGCAAUCGUACCUACUUUGACCGCGUGCAGCGCGUCACCGACUACUUUGACCGGAACAUUACGAAAAAGAGCCGGAUGGGCACGCUGGUCUCCACGCGAGUCUAUCCGGAGUCGCUCGCGCUCAGCGGCAAGUACACGUUCGGAGGGCAGGCGGACUCGUACUACGAGUACCUCAUCAAGGAGCACCAGCUGCUCGGCGGCCGCCUCGCGCAGUACCCGCGGAUGUACAGCGACGCGAUCGACUCGGCGAUCGAGUACCUGAUCAAGGACGUGGAAGUCGUGCCGAACGCGCCGUCGCUUGCGAUCAUCACCGAGACGUGGGGCCCCAACGCGCGGUACGAGCCCAAGCUCGAGCACCUCGGCUGCUUUGCGGGCGGCAUGAUGGGCCUAGGCGCGCGUCUCUUGCCGCACCGCACGACCGAUAUGAAUGUCGCUCGGCGCCUCACCGAGACGUGCUAUUGGGCAUACAACGGCUCGCGCACCGGUAUGGGGCCGGAGGAAAUCAUCUUCUUUCGGCCCCGCGACACGGACCGGUACCAGAUCAAGCAGGGCGAGAACGGCACGCGCCACCGCGGCGAGGCGGAGGGUUUUCCCCAGACGGGCGUGCGCAACGGAUUCGGGCCGCACUACAACCGCCCCGAGACGAUCGAGAGCGUGUUCUACAUGUGGCGCCUCACCGGCGACCCCGUGUGGCAGGAGCGCGGCUGGCAGAUGUUUGCCUCGUGGAUGACACACAGCCUCGUCACCGGCGGCGUGUCGGCGCUCGGCGACGUGCACCGUAUUCCCGCCCUGCACACCGACAGCAUGGAAAGCUUCACGCUCGCCGAGACGUUCAAAUACUACUACCUGCUCUUUUCUCCCCCGGACCUGGUCUCGCUCGACGACUUUGUAUUUACUACCGAGGCCCAUCCCCUGCUUACGCCCCGCAAGGGAAAAUAUGCACGCGCAGGGGACAUUCCUGCGAGCCUCCAGAAAUGGAUACCCCCGCCCCCGUGCGAGGGCGAGGCGUACUGCGGCGGCGAGGGCCUCUUGCGCGGCGGCCUCUCCAACGCCCAAAAACACGAUCUGUACGAGCGGCUGCGGGCCGCAUCGACAACCGCCGACAAGGAAAAACAGCGCGUCACAAAAGCACCCGACGCGGGCGUGCCUACCGACACGAUCCCCAAGUCGGUCCGGGAAAAGGUGAGCGAGCUCCUGGACCACUUUCACGCCACCCAGCGGGCGGACGACCCUGCUCCUGCUCCGUAG
Malassezia japonica is the source of this 3051-nucleotide messenger RNA. RefSeq names its product mannosyl-oligosaccharide 1,2-alpha-mannosidase. Gene Ontology annotation, cellular component: endoplasmic reticulum; membrane. Gene Ontology annotation, biological process: mannose trimming involved in glycoprotein ERAD pathway; carbohydrate metabolic process. The record is from RefSeq and is a predicted model, not a curated record. Bases 1 to 3051 code for a protein of 1016 amino acids. The transcript is spliced from 6 exons. Gene Ontology annotation, molecular function: calcium ion binding; mannosyl-oligosaccharide 1,2-alpha-mannosidase activity. NCBI's taxonomy places the organism in Eukaryota, Fungi, Basidiomycota, Malasseziomycetes, Malasseziales, Malasseziaceae.